Funneliformis geosporum is the source of this 161-nucleotide messenger RNA. The record is from the annotation of a GenBank genome assembly. NCBI's taxonomy places the organism in Eukaryota, Fungi, Glomeromycota, Glomeromycetes, Glomerales, Glomeraceae.
UUAACCGUAAAAAAACCCCUAAAAACCCUAUCCCAAAGUCUAAACUAACCCCCGAAGAACAAUUCUGGGAAGAAGUGGAUAACUUAGCCCAAGAAAAGAUUUACCGACUCUUAACUAAUAGCCUCCCACUCCAAAACUUAAACCUAAUUACUGAGCCUUGA